Messenger RNA from Colletotrichum truncatum, 864 nucleotides. NCBI's taxonomy places the organism in Eukaryota, Fungi, Ascomycota, Sordariomycetes, Glomerellales, Glomerellaceae. The record is from RefSeq and is a predicted model, not a curated record.
AUGUUUUCCAAGGCUAUUGCUGUCCUGGCGGCGGCGACGUUGACGUCGGCCGCUACGCCCCAGGGAUUCAUGCCCGCUUCCAACACCCCUCUAAUCGUCUCUUAUAUGGGCAUCUCGGCGCUGGACGGUGUGAAUCUUCCCAGGGACUCUAGCCAGAACAUGCCCACGAUCGCGACCGAGCAGAAGCUGCAGGGUCAGUUUGCCGUGAUGAUGGUGGAUAUCGAUGUUCCGACCAACGAGCCCCCCAAGACGGGCACUCUCCUCCACUGGAUGCAGACCGGUUUCACGUCCGCCGAUACCCCCACGCUCCUUAACACGACUGCCGGCACCAAGACCGUCUACCUCAUGCAGAACAAGAUGAACGCGGCAGCUCUCGCCCCGUACAUUGGCCCCAACCCGCCCGCGAGGGAGCCUCUCAGCCACAGAUAUACCUUUGUCGCCGUCGACCACACCCAGAUCACGCAGCAGGGACUCACGGCCCUGUCCGGAGCCGCCCAGAACCGCCGUGACUUCAACCCCAUGAGCGCCCUCAUGGCUGCCGGUCUCCAGGACAAGGUCGUCGCCGGCAACUACUUCCGCGUCACCAACGCCGGCCCUGUCGGCGCCGGUACGGGUGCCGGUAACACUAGCGGCACCACCCCCACCACCCCCGGCGCCAACCCCGGCAUGGCACCCAUGCCCGGCAUGAGCAUGACUCCCGGAAUGACCAUGCCCAUGCCUGGUAUGCCCGCUGGCUCGAGCCCCCCUGUCGGAGGUGCCCAGCCCAGCAACCCCAUGGCCGCUUCCAGUCAUCGCACCACCCCCGCCUUCGGCGUUAUGGGCGCCGGCCUGCUGGCUGUUGGCUCGCUGUUCGUCUGGCUGUGA